Colletotrichum chrysophilum is the source of this 498-nucleotide messenger RNA. RefSeq lists its product as uncharacterized. Bases 1 to 498 code for a protein of 165 amino acids. The transcript has 3 exons. The record is from RefSeq and is a predicted model, not a curated record. NCBI's taxonomy places the organism in Eukaryota, Fungi, Ascomycota, Sordariomycetes, Glomerellales, Glomerellaceae.
AUGCAUCUCAUUCUCACGGGGGCCACCGGCCUCGUCGGAUCCAGCGUCCUCGACGCGAUGCUCAAGUCCAAGGACGUCACCAAGAUCUCAAUCCUCAGCCGAAGACCGGUGCCCAUGGUGGGAAACAAUCCGAAGGCCAACGUGAUCAUCCACAAAGACUUUGAAACCUUUGACCCCAGCGUCCUUGCCAAGGUCGACGAUGCCGACGGUGUGGUCUGGGCGCUGGGCAUCAGCCAGACAAAAGUCACCAAAGAAGAAUACGUCAAAAUCACAAACGACUAUCCUCUCGCGGCCGCAGCGGCCUUUUCAAAAAUACCGUCCACCGACGACAAGCCGUUCCGCUUCGUGUACGUCUCGAGCGGCGGCGCAACUGCGACUCCGGGCCUCUUCACACCGUACUACGGCGUGGUGAAAGGCGAGGCAGAGGUGGCGCUGGCCAAGCUGCGGACGUCGAAAUUCAACGUCGAGUCUAUCCAGGUUUUACUUACCAUGCGAUGA